Molecule: messenger RNA, 2865 nt
Organism: Sander lucioperca (pikeperch)
Lineage: Eukaryota; Metazoa; Chordata; Actinopteri; Perciformes; Percidae
Gene: sigmar1
Product: sigma non-opioid intracellular receptor 1
Exons: 5
Coding region: 133-801 (222 amino acids)
Cellular component (GO): endoplasmic reticulum
Source: RefSeq, a predicted model, not a curated record
CCACCUGACCAGGAAGAAGCUGUCAGUUGGACUCUUCUCUCGAUGGCGUGUUUGGAUCAACCUGUCUGCCUCUGUGUACACGUGUAGUCGAACCUGCUGCUCUGUCUCUGUCUGUGUCGUUUUGUUUUAACCAUGUCUGUAGUUAAAACGAUUUUAAAACUCUUCCUGUUCGCCGUAGUCACCGUCCUGGCCGUGCUGCUGCUGCGGCACUGGAUGGCCAACAAGCAGUACGUUUUCAACAAAGAAGACGUCGCCAAAUUGGCCAAACAGUACGCAGGACAGGACCAUGAACAGGCCUUCUCCAAAGUGGUGGUGGAGCUCAGAAAGAGGUAUCCUGGCCACAUCCUGCCAGACGAGGACCUGCAGUGGGUGUUUGUGAACGCCGGAGGUUGGAUGGGGUCCAUGUGUCUCCUCCACGCCUCGCUCACAGAGUACGUGCUGCUGUUUGGUACUGCAGUGGACACAGGAGGACACUCAGGUCGUUACUGGGCCGAGAUUUCUGACACCAUCAUAUCCGGCACCUUCAGACAGUGGAAGGAGGGGACAACAAAGAGUGAAAUGUACUACCCUGGUGACACCAUCGUACACGGUGUAGGCGAGGCCACUUCAGUCCAGUGGAGCACCGGGACGUGGAUGGUGGAGUAUGGCCGAGGUUUCAUCCCCUCCACGCUGGGAUUUGCUCUGGCAGACACCCUGUUCAGCACCCAGGACUUCCUUACAAUGUUCUACACCGCCCGUGUCUAUGUCAAGGGUCUGCUACUUGAGGCUGGUACACUACUUACAGAGGCCGGAGUUUUCUGAGGCACGGUCGAAGCUUGGACACCCGCACAGGGACAGUAACAUCAAAGGUUCGCCUUGUCAUUACACCACUUUACCCCUCAUCACGAACAUCUAGCAUGAGGAAAAAUCUGUGCUUGAUUAUUCUAGUAUAAAUAUGUUUACCGGGAAUUGAAGACAAUCUAAAUUUGCAUCCGUACACUACAUUCAAGUUCUUGCCCCCUGGUUAAGGCUACCCAAAAUAAAGUGGUUGAGUCCCUUUCUCCUGUGACAUUUAACUUGCAUCAACAACAACAACAACAACAACAACAGUGCAACAUUUACCACUGCCUUGCAUAAAGGCUGUACCACUCAACGAGUCCCACAGUGAUACUCAGCAUCUGACUCUACACAAUAAGCAUUACUCUGAGAGCUCAAACUGCCUGCAUAGUCAGUGAGGUCGUCAGUUUAUUUUAAAGAUCUGGCUUAAAGAAUGGAGCCCAUUAAACCUUUUUCCCAAGUAAAUUGCCAUAUCUGAGAUUUUUAUUCUGGGAAUAAGAUAUUUGUAACCAGACGUAUGAGUAAUAAUAUGAUUUUAAAAAAAAAAAAAAAAAAGAAAAUGGUGGUUGACAGCAAAUUUGGGGACCAAGGAAUCACUUUUAAAAUGAUAUGCAAUGCUUAAUUUGGUUUGUGAAACAAACAAAUAUACUGUAUAAUGCCAAGCCAAAUUAAACUAUUUUCUUAGUAAAUACCCAUGUCAUAUUUAUAUGCAUGCAGAUUCUCAGUAAGUGAGGGUCUUUAUGAAGAUCUAACUUCUUAAAAACCAAUCACAGAAACCAACAUCAAGAAGUCAAGAAGCAUGUUUGCUCCAAAGAUCAAGCCUCCCUUGAAAUUUGGCUCCAUUUCCUCAUUCACAAUUGAUCUGUUUAUACUAUACUAUAUUUUUUGGAAAAUGUUGAAAACCUGAGGGGGUAUGGUGGAGAAAACUGCCUGGAUGAAGAGUGUGCAACGUUCCAUUUUUUGGCUCAGUAAGUCAGGUUCAUACCAGCUCCGAGACAGCAGUGUUUUAAUGAUUAUAGAUACUCUGUCAUGGUGUGUGCUGACUACUUUAGAGCUACUUUGCAGCAACAGAUUUCACAUUUCACCCCAACCUUUUUGGGCUUAUUGAGUAAGGGUUCAGUCUUUUCUUCUCUCAGAACUUUGGUAUGGUUAUCCUUUAAAUCCAAACACAGUUGUAGCCCUCAGUUUUUCUUUUUUCUUUUCAAACUGUAAAGAAGAAAAUGUACACAACAUAUUCUGCACAAUGUUUGUUGCACUUAAACACCAAGAUAUACUUCUUUGGAGAAAUUUGCCCUUUAAAAUGUUUGUGCUAUUUCUAUUUGGCUUAGAUUAGGGGGAAAACACUGCAGUGUUAAACUGUACCUCUACACAUUUACUUCAUUCGUUUAAUGGGAUGGAUUGAACGUAUAACUUAAUUCAAAAACAGUACCUGGAGUUUUUCAGAGUUUUACAAGCUUAAUGGACAUGGCACAAUCAUUUUGAAAAUGUAAUUGUUGAGAUAAACGUGAAUAAUAUUGUGCUCUGAGUCUCACCAAGUGAGACUUCUAGGCUACAUUGUCCUCAGCCUCCGUUCAUUGUCGAGAACUUUGCACUAGCCCAACAGGACAAAAACAAAACGGUAUCGGCAGGCCUUGUCCUCUACAAUCCCACAUUGCAAUGUAAUGCUGAGAAGAAAUGGCAGAAAAUCAAAUCCUUUUGGAAAUAUUUGUUUAUUUCACGGGGAAUUGUAUUGUACAGGAAAAUCACUGCUGCUAAAUCCACCACCUCCAAGUCCAAGCCUUAAUUUCAGACCGAUGCCUAUAGCAAUCUAGGCACAUAUGGGAUUUCUGUGGGAGUGAAAUUAUACUGCAUAACUACCCAAACUGAAGUUAUUUGGUUUAUAUAAAGCAGCAUCAGUAGUAGUGUGGUCUCAUGGAUGUAUGGCAAAACAAAAAAACACUAUCUAUGUACCUUAAAUGUUGAUGAGAGGAUGUGCAAUUUACUGUAAGGUAAAAAUGAAGGCAGGAACGACAGUGCCAGAAGAAAUAAAUGUUUUUGAAUUAAAAAUGA